This is a messenger RNA of Mizuhopecten yessoensis (Yesso scallop), 909 nucleotides long. RefSeq lists its product as uncharacterized. The transcript has a single exon. Bases 1 to 909 code for a protein of 302 amino acids. The record is from RefSeq and is a predicted model, not a curated record. NCBI's taxonomy places the organism in Eukaryota, Metazoa, Mollusca, Bivalvia, Pectinida, Pectinidae.
AUGAGGACAGAAGGAGAGAAGGAGAGACAGACGAGAUCAGUAAGGGGUCAGGGCACAGUGUUGACAGUGAGGACAGAAGGAGAGAAGGAGGGACAGACGAGAUCAGUAAGGGGUCAGGGUAGAGUGUUAACAGUGUGGACAGAAGGAGAGAAGGAGGGAGAGACGAGAUCAGUAAGGGGUCAGGGUACAUUGUUAACAGUGAGGACAGAAGGAGAGAAGGACGGACAGAAAAGAUCAGUAAGGGGUCAGGGUACAGUGUUAACAGUGAGGACAGAAGGAGAGAAGGAGGGAGAGACGAGAUCAGUAAGGGGUCAGGGUACAGUGUUAACAGUGAGGACAGAAGGAGAGAAGGAGAGACAGACGAGAUCAGUAAGGGGUCAGGGUACAGUGUUAAGAGUGAGGACAGAAGGAGAGAAGGAGGGAAAGACGAGAUCAGUAAGGGGUCAGGGUACAGUGUUUACAGUGAGGACAGAAGGAGAGAUGGAGGGAGAGACGAGAUCAGUAAGGGGUCAGGGUACAGUGUUAACAGUGAGGACAGAAGGAGAGAAGGAGAGACAGACGAGAUCAGUAAGGGGGCAGGGUGCAGUGUUAACAGUGAGGACAGAAGGAGAGAAGGAGAGACAGACGAGAUCAGUAAGGGGUCAGGGUGCAGUGUUAACAGUGAGGACAGAAGGAGAGAAGGAGGGAGAGACGAGAUCAAUAAGGGGUCAGGGUACAGUGUUAACAGUGAGGACAGAAGGAGAGACAGACGAGAUCAGUAAGGGGUCAGGGUACAGUGUUAACAGUGAGGACAGAAGGAGAGAAGGAGUGACGAGAUCAGUAAGGGGUCAGGGUACAGUGUUGACAGUGAGGACAGAAGGAGAGAAGGAGGGGGAGGGAGACUGCGGUAUUGUUAUGACUGACCUCUGA